AUGUGGGGCAUGUACUUAGGAACGAACCUUGCUUGGAGGCAUGGAAUCACUCAUCUCCAUGUUGAAAGUGAUUCUAAAGUGCUGAUAGAUAUGGUGACUGAUAGAGUUAAGCUCAAUGAAAGCACCCCCACUUUGGUGCUUCGCAUUAGACAUCUUCUUCGCAUUAGAAGCGCAUAUUGGCUUGCUAAUUUUAGUUACUCUCUUGAUUCUUUUGACAUUCAUGUUUUGGAGUUUCCUCCUAGAGAGCUUCAAAGUAUGCUUUUUGACCACAUAUCUAGAGCUUGCAUGCCCAGAAAUGUUCUUGUAAUAUUGUAG
Molecule: messenger RNA, 315 nt
Organism: Trifolium pratense (red clover)
Lineage: Eukaryota; Viridiplantae; Streptophyta; Magnoliopsida; Fabales; Fabaceae
Exons: 1
Coding region: 1-315 (104 amino acids)
Molecular function (GO): nucleic acid binding; RNA-DNA hybrid ribonuclease activity
Source: RefSeq, a predicted model, not a curated record